GGAGCGUUUAAAGGCCAGCGAGCACCGGUCAGACAUAGAAGACAAGGCAGACAAGCGGAACACAGACCCCAAACCCAGACCCUCCUCAAUAUCCUCCCCAUCGCCUUCACCUGUCCUGCAUCCUCGCAAACCUCCCCGCCCCUCUCGCUCGCCAACACCUUCUACGUCCUCCCUCACCCCGCUGCCUCCGCUCCCCUCACCUGUGACCACGCUCAAGUCAGAGGAGGCGGGGCAGAGAGUGUUGGUGCACUCGCCGACCCCACUGCCGCACCCACCUUCCCCCCGCUCUGCUUCGCCGCCCCCGUCUUCGCCACGGCGGCCUAAACAGGAGGCGGCUGAGGAGGAGGUGGGACGGAGGGAGCAGAGGGAGAGACAGAAACCGGGCUCUGCCCCCUUUCAGGGCAUCUAUCCUGAUCUCCCUCCAGGUUACCCUUACCAGUCUGUCACCGCCCCAUUUGGCUCCCCUUUCCCUUCUUAUCACAUCCCAGCACCCACAGGGACAAACACAGAGCUAGUCCCAGCCCACCGCUCCCGCUCUCCACCCUCAGCUGCCCCUUUGCCCUUAGCACACCUCCAUUCAAGGCUACUGGACACAGACAUUAAGCCACAGAAACUAGAGCGAUCAAAGACCGGAUCAUUCCUCAAACAGGAACCCGGUGUGGAGCGGCCUCUGCUGGAUGUGGCGCCAGAACCUCUGGGUCCCCUUCGCUGCAGCUCUGUGCGAGCCAGUCAAGACAGAGAGACUGAUGUGGAAGUAUCUAAGCCCCGGCCUCAGCCGCUACCUCUGCACGUCCCCAGUCCUCCACUGCAACAAGGUGAAAGGCUGGAAGACGUCAGGGAGGAAGAGAAGGAACAAAUCAAGAUCGAGGUUUCAUCUUACUCAUGCCAGGCAACAUAUCCUCCACCCCCUCCACUCACAGAAGCUGAGCCCAAUCAAAAGGCCAUGAAGGAUCCAGAGCAAACACGACACCCACCGUGCAUCACUGCAGAUUCAGACUGUGAGGAAUCUGCUCAGAAGACUGUUCUUCUGCAGCAGACCGCCAGCGCUGCGUGUGAACAAGAACGACCAGACACUCCAAUCGACUCACACACUCCCCAUCAGAAAGAAAUUGUUCCAGAGACACCUGUUUAUCCGCCUGCCACUUCCAACUCUCUGCUCCCGCUGGUCUUCGGCCCUGAGGAUCCCAUGGCAGGGAUGCUCGCCCUGCUGACAGCCAGCGAGAUGGCCAAUCAGACCCGCCCUGACACCCCACCCGCCCCAAUACUCCUACCGCAGAUAGAAAUCCUUCCUGUGGGCGCUGACUGCAGCAGUGCUGGGCCUCUGGAGAUGGUGGCGCUUGAGGGGAUGGCCCUGCUCAGCCAAAUGGCCCAGAGAGAGAUGGAGCACAUCCGCCAGGAACAAGAUCUGACAUUAGAGGGUCUGGAUUGUCUUCUCGAGGCCAGCAGACAGAUCCUGUUGGAGGCCAUAGAGAAACAGUCCCACAUCGAUCUGCCCAGAACUCUGGACCCCAAUAAGAAGUACAGCUGGAGGCAGAGGAAAGAGGAGCCGCUGUACAGUAAGAUGUCAGUUGACAUGAUGGACGCGGUGGAAGUGGAAUACCGUGUCCGCCUGGCUGAGCUGCAGAAGACGUACAAGGAGAAGCAGCGGGAGAUGAGCAAGCUCCAGAGACGCAGAGACAAGCAUGAGCGGCUGCAGCAGGAGGACGAGAGGCGGAGUCUCACCAGACGGGGUAGAGGACGACCCAGGAAGAGAAAACUUUUGGCCACACCUCCCAAACUGGACAGCAGGCCUGGAAAGGUGGGAAGGACAGUGCAAUACUCUGAGGACUCUGAAGCUGGGGAAGGACAGAGGAAGAGGUUCCGUGUGUCCAGGGAAGAGGAAGAGACGGAGGCAGGAAGUGGAGGAGUGAAGGUGAAAAAGAAGAAAAAGAAGAAGAAGAGCUGGACGGACCAGGAGCCAUCCACCAGUCACGCUCUGGAGGUGUUGAAGGCAAAGCGCGGCCAUGUGUGUGAGCAGGAGCAGCUGGCGUCGGACCUCGACAGAGCGCUCUCGCUCUCGCAGCUCAGCUCGCUCAGCGCAUCCCGCAAACUCGUCUCCAACGCGAAACUAGACAAGUCGAAGGGCAAGUCUGCUGACGGCCGGAUGAAAGAGCACGCCAUUCACUCCGCUGCCAAAGGAGGGAAACACAAGAUGGCCGCCAAGGCUUCCACUUCAGAGACCAUCCAGAAGGUGAAAGGUCAGAAGAAGACGGCUUUGUUCUCUCCCAUGAGAUCAGAGCUCAGCAGCUGCUCCAACAACUCCGAUUCAGAGGAGCACAAUUCUGCCCGAGGGGGCUGGCCCCCUCUCUCAGGAACGCGUUCCCAUGGCAACCUGACCAGGAAGAGGCGGCCUGCGUCGUCGCCGACGUCCCUGCUGUCCAGUCAGAAGUCUCAGAAGAAGAAACACAAGCACUUAUCCCUGCUGCUGGAGGAAGCGGGCCUCAGCUCCUCAGACGACUCCUUCGACCAAGGUUACUGACCAAAUCUUACAGCCCCCUCGCUGUCGAGUCAGGCGAUAUUGUGUCUUUGAGCCUCGUUGUAGCUCGAGUCUUUGUGUGCUUGUCCCUCAGACGGCUGUUUUUCAGACUGUGCUUUAGCUCGACGAACCCCCUACCUCUCUCGCUGCUGGCUUCUCUGCAAAGUUGCCUUUUUAAAAAAAGAUUUUAAAACUAUUUCUAUGGUGUUUUUUUAUUGCCUGGAUUGCAAACCGUUUUUGUAGCAUUUGUACAUUUGAAAACUUGUGUGAAUUUGUGAGAUUUUGUUGUAUUACAGUUUUGGUACGUAUAAGCUUUAUUAAAGGUGUUGAUUUGAAUGGUA
Paralichthys olivaceus (Japanese flounder) is the source of this 2856-nucleotide messenger RNA. NCBI's taxonomy places the organism in Eukaryota, Metazoa, Chordata, Actinopteri, Pleuronectiformes, Paralichthyidae. The record is from RefSeq and is a predicted model, not a curated record.